AUGGUCCAGGGACGAGUUACCUUGCUAAAGCUCAAGGGCAACUUGGACAACACACUUUCUGGGUUUUGGCACUCACGGAGUGCUCGUCUUCCCCUCCCUGGAGCAUCUCUGCCGAUUCAAUCGGACUGGUACUUCUAUCAGUGCUUGUAUUUAUCUAUCUGA
Messenger RNA from Aspergillus nidulans FGSC A4, 162 nucleotides. RefSeq lists its product as uncharacterized. The record is from RefSeq and is a predicted model, not a curated record. Bases 1 to 162 code for a protein of 53 amino acids. The transcript has 2 exons. Lineage: Eukaryota; Fungi; Ascomycota; Eurotiomycetes; Eurotiales; Aspergillaceae.